AUGCCUAAGUGGUCUGAUCCUUUAAACCAUUUGGCAUAUGCUGAUGAUACGAUAAUCUUUGCAUCUACUCAUCCUCCCUCCUUGAGCAAGAUUAUGGCAGUGUUGGGGAACUAUGAGAAGACAUCAGGUCAGAUGAUCAACAAAGAUAAGAGUUCAUACUACAUGCAUUCAAAGGUUGCUAAUGGAUUAUUUCAGGUAGUUGGAGCUAUUACAGGAUUUGCAAGAGGUAAAUUCCCCUUCACAUAUCUAGGGUGUCCUAUUUUUUACACUAGAAGGAGGAAGGACUAUAAUGAGGAUCUUAUCAAGAAGGUGAAGGCUAAAUUGCAUUCAUGGAAAGGAAAAUUGCUGUCAUUUGGAGAAAAGGCAACACUCAUCUCUAGUGUGUUGCAAAGUAUGCCAGUUCAUAUGUUAUCAGUCCUUGAUCCACCAAACAACAUCCUGCAGCAUCUACAUAAGACUUAUGCUAGGUUAUUUUGGAGCACAAAGGAAUAA
This is a messenger RNA of Nicotiana tabacum (common tobacco), 492 nucleotides long. The record is from RefSeq and is a predicted model, not a curated record. Lineage: Eukaryota; Viridiplantae; Streptophyta; Magnoliopsida; Solanales; Solanaceae.